ACCUUAAAAUGUACCCACCUGAGUUGUGCUUGUGUUUAUAAUUUAUAAACAAAUCUCUAAUAGCAAUAUAAUCAUUUUACUAAAGCAGAUGUUCAAGUGAGUUUUGCACUGGCUUUGCAUGAGACUACUACGUAUAUUGGUUUUAAUUGUUGUUGAUAAUGGUCAAAGAAACACCGCCAAAAAUUGUCAAAGCUACUCUCAAGCGCAAAGCUCCCGCUACCACUGACGCUGGGCCAAGUGCUGUUGAAAGUGAAGUAACCGGUAAUGAAGUAGUCCCUGUAACUGAUGUAGCAGUUAGCGAGGAAAUUAAAGAGGAGAAGCAUUUUGUCUUUAAAAAACAGUCAUUCAAUUAUCAUGGAACGGUGAAUAAUAAGAAGAGAGUCUGGAAGUCUUUGAAGCAAAUCCUCACUCACGAGCGAAGUCUCCCAUGGCCAGAGUCUUAUGUCCAUUAUUCUCAUAUCUCAGCUCCUCCAUCUUUCAAGCCAGCAAAGAAGUAUUCAGAUAUCUCCGGCUUAACGGCAAAAUAUACAGACCCUCAGACUAAAUUACAGUAUGCAAUGGCAGAAGAAUUUAGCACUGUGCGUAGUUUACCAAGUGACAUUAUCAGCGGUUAUCUAUCAUUACGAGGAGUAAAUAGUGUGAUUGGUUAACUUAUUCCCAACAAUUCUGAGCUUAAAAGUGUUCACUGGCUGUGAGUUUUUUCUCCCUUUUCUCUAUUUCAUGUUCUUUCCCCUCCAACAACUGAUUUUCUUCUGAUAAAGUGUUAUAUGUUAUCUAAUAGUCUUUAAGCAUCCUUUCUAUUUUUAAUAUCAUAUCUGUAUUCCUCAAUUGUAAAAAUUUCAAAACAGGGAGGACAUCUCACCAAAACUGAGGUAAAUACCACAUUUUCCUAUAUUUUAAUGACAUUAGCAGGCUAAUCUUAAAAUCAACUGAUUAAAUAAUUCGAAGAUGACUUUGCGGGCAGUAUGCAAAUAAAAUGUAAGGAUUUCGUACAAUCAAAUAAUUUUACUUUCUAGUCAGUUUCUAAUUUACCAACGGUGCACUGUUCUUGGUUCAGUGCCUCUAAAUGAUAUUCAAGGUAGGUUUGGCUCCUAAAAUGUUGGUCUACUACCUAGCACCAAGUCCUCCACAAGAAAAGGAGCAAAAAAAUCAUUACCAUUGGUGGAGAGAGGAGGGGUGGGGUUCGAAUCACCUCUCUUCCACCAAAAUAUUUAAAACGCUUCUCUUAAAUCUUGCCUGAAUUGUGUUUUUACUACUUGAUCCCCAAAAUAUGUUUUGAUUUUUCAAAUUUAUGCAGCAUCAGAUUUUUUUGGUAUGAAACAAAUUAUACACUAUUCAUAGACUAAAAUGUGAUAAAUUUACCCCAUAUAAAACUAAUUUUUACACUUCUAGUGAGCAUGUAGAUUUUGGAGACAUGCUCAUUGUGUACCGUGUGCACUGUGCACACAUCUCAGUUUCGGAAGCGCUCAAAUUUUGAAAAAAUGCCUCUAUUCUUCAAUGGCGUGUACUCACUGCACAAGUUUAGACAUCAAACGGUGGAUUUUGUAAUGCCGUGUGGCCAUUGUAAGAGCGUUUAUUAGUUUUGCAUCAUAACUUUCCUGAAACACAUUAGAGGAAAACGUUUAUUACAAUUACUGCAAAUUCAAACUUGGCCAGAUUGACCUUCCUUGCGAGAUUUAAGUCCUUUUUUUAAGCUCUUAUAAUUAAGUAUUAAGUAGAUUCUAAGAUCGUUUGAAUCAUAUUCGCGUUUGUAUCUGGUAGUUGAGACUAUUCCAUAAAUGGGAUACUUAAUCACGACCUAAGACUUGCUUUUUUGAGUUUUCUUUCUCGCUUUUUCCCAAGAUAAGAAAUUAUUUGUUGGGUUGACGAAAUAAAUUUGAUCAACAUGGUCAUCAAUGUGAGAGAAAGUCGCUUGAUUCAAUAUAUCAGGGGUGCUAAUCAGAGCUCUACUCUUUGGGAAUAUUUAUUGGGGUGCUAAAUAUUGGAGAGUCAAGCUCUGAUAGACAGCUCUGAUCAUGUGAAUCAUAUAAUCUCCUCUCAUGUUGAAGAACAUACUGAUACAUACUGAACAUACUGUGACCUCAGCUGAAAGGACCUCGCCCAUGUAUCACUUCAGAAAGUGCAUUGUAAGUUGUAACCCUCUGAUGCAACUAACAGUGCCAGUUUUUAGGUAAAUAAGCUCUGGUUAUCUAUGUUUCCCUCUAUUCUGCGGGACGAUUAUUGAAACUAUGUCAGCCCGACACGACAAGACAUAGCCCUAUCUUAAUAAUGCAAUAUAUCGCAAUUUGAUGUCGAAUCGGGCUGGUUUAAAUUUCAAUAAUCGACCCGAAGGGCAUCUUAGAAACAGGCUUGCAAUUUUAUGUGAAGGCAAAGUGCCUCGCCAGGAAUCGAUUGUUUUACAUACAUUUAAAUGGAAGAAAGACAGUGUUGUCAACCUUCUAGAAUUGCCACUGAUUCAGAAUCAAUAAAAAAUCUUUACUUAGAUA
Messenger RNA from Bemisia tabaci, 2486 nucleotides. Its product is annotated as INO80 complex subunit C. Lineage: Eukaryota; Metazoa; Arthropoda; Insecta; Hemiptera; Aleyrodidae. Gene Ontology annotation, biological process: chromatin remodeling. Gene Ontology annotation, cellular component: Ino80 complex. The record is from RefSeq and is a predicted model, not a curated record.